Molecule: messenger RNA, 1635 nt
Organism: Fibroporia radiculosa
Lineage: Eukaryota; Fungi; Basidiomycota; Agaricomycetes; Polyporales; Fibroporiaceae
Exons: 12
Coding region: 1-1635 (544 amino acids)
Cellular component (GO): cytoplasm; nucleus
Source: RefSeq, a predicted model, not a curated record
AUGGCGGCACCUGUGGCUCAGGAAGAACUACCCAUCCUUGAGGCGGUGAUCAACAUCCGAAACCGCCUUACCGCUCUAAAGAAAGACAGAGGGGAGUAUAUAAAGUCAUCGGACGUGAACGCGCUUUACCAAGCUAUUGUUAAACAAGUGACCCGUCUGAACGAAGUCCGCGAUGACCAUACAACAUACAACAACCGCCUCGACACGACACUCGCGGACGUCUUCAAUCUUCUAUCUCUGUUCUUCCUCACUAUCGGGAAGACGAGGGAAUGUCCGGCUACGUACAGCCAGAUUGCCAGUAUGCGGCUUCAUCAUUAUACCGAAUAUGGUUGGGCGCGAUUCAUGGAGGAUAUGAACAGUGGGCCCGCUGUGGCCUCUUUGUUACGUCCGGACAUCUCGGAGUCACUUAUAUGGUCCAGGCGACAUGAACAGCAGCUGUUCAUCGUCCUUCAUCGCUUGCAGGACUCGCUUGCAGUUCUCUCUCCAGAACUUGUUCCGAUACACGAGCGGUUGGUUAGCAUACGGCGGCAGCUGGUCGCCCUCGCUGCAAAGGAGACAGCUAGGGAGGCGGCGAAUGCCAACGCAUUUGUUGUGAAGACGGCAAAUACGUUCCCUAUGAGAGUGCCAUCAAAGGAGUCUACGCCGCCGAGAGACGACGCCUCGUCGGGAUACGAAUCGGCACCUGGCAGCGAUGCCGAAGCCAGAACGCCAACAAAGGAGACAACAUCCAAAGGCGAAGGCUCAAAGGAAAAGGAUGGUCUCAAAGUGAAGGCGGAACUGAAGGCGCUGCAAGAAGAGUUGCGCAAGAUUGAUUCGUUGAGUGUGCUUUUCGAUCGUGACUCUGAAUUGACCGUUGACAUGGUUAGCGCCCCUUCGUCCUUGACUGUCACAUCUCGUCGCGCUGUUCUUCCUCGUGUGGAUGGCAAGUUCCUGGGGCCAGGGGGCAUGGUGCCUGCGUCGCAAGCAGUAUGCUCGUCGCUGCUUGAGGAAUGUUUUGAGAUCGCGCAGGAGAUCCGUGCGCAGGACGACUCUAAACAUGUUGCGUCGUCCCUCAAACCUAUCUACGACAGGCUGAGCGAGAUCAGGAGAGAACUGGAGCAGUUGGUCAUGACGCAUCGGUGGAGUCUCCGCGAGACGGAUUUGUGGAACUACAGUCUCAGUCUACAGGAGAUCGACAAGAUGCGGGUGGACGGGAAGUUUGUCGACUUGGACGGUAACCGGCCGUCAGGCCAAUAUGUGUUGCUGUAUCUUCUCAGACGAUGUUAUGGCCUUAUCUACCGGCUGCUAUCGUCUAGUGAACCCGUAUCGGAGGAGCUGAUGCCUAUCGCGAACAAGCUAUCGACGGUGAAGAAAUGCCUGAACGAAGUGCUCAAAUACGGUGGCCCGUUCUCGCCGCGAGACCUGUAUCCUUACCAGCUUGCGCUUUAUCAAAUUGAUUCGAUGCGGAAGGACGGCAAGUUUGUCGGCGUGGACGGAUCGAUUCCGGAGGGACAGGGUAUCGUCAUGGCGCAUCUGAACGAGUGUCAUGAGCUAUUAGAAAUGCUGAGAGAGUCGAUGGAGGGGGCUGAGGAUGUAGGAUUUGAAGACGGAGAGGAUGAGUACAUAUUUGACGACGAGUCGGGGGAGGAGGAUUAA